AUAUCGAUCAACAAGCAUGUCCAGUGGCCACUCUGGCCGAUAACACCCCGAAUCCGAUGCACACAACCUGGCUACCUGUCGCGAAUUAAAUACGCGCAUACAUAGGUUGUUUUGAAGCCGGUCACUACGUAAAUACACCUAUUAUCAGUAACGGCGGUGUUCAACCGGCCUCGGAGCCUCCAGAGAGCGUCGGGUGAAAGUCACCGCGCAGAGUCGCAGACGCACACCUCACCUCAAGUGAUAAACACGCUUCUACAACUGCGCCUAACGAGUAUAUCGAUUCGCGAUUAAAUUAUUGACAUUUCCAAACAAAUAAACAAAAGAGCGGUCGACCGAUGCGCAAGCGCCACGCGACGCGUCACAUUAUCACGUUCAACGGAGCGCUGUAAGAGCUGAUCGUCUGAUAGUGUGGUGCGGAGGCGCGGGACCGCCGCCGGCGCACGCUGCGAACCACCGUGCGAGCCGCGAGUGCGCCCUCAGUCGCGACCAUGUUGACAACGAGCGCCGUCGUAGUGCUGGUGCUGGCGCUGUGCGCCGCCGACACCGGCAGCCCGGGCCCCGGCCAGGGCCCGCCAGCCACCAGCGCAGCGCCCGCGCCCACCCAGCUGGACGUCGCCAACGACACGCUGCCAGCUGAACAAUACUUCAUUGACAAAAUAUUCGACAAGUACGGAGAUAAAGGCGUCAUUACAUUUGAGGGUUUCGAGCACCUGCUAGACAGCCUGGGGCUCGGUGGCCGUGUGUUCACGUCGCCGCACGACCUCGCCAUCCAUCGCAUCAACGGCACCUUCCGACAGCUGCAUGACCAGCAGCACAGGCACCGCAGAUCUCCACCUCCUGCUGAACCCAUCUUGCAAAAACCAUGUCUGUCUCCGAGAGAAAUUUUGGAAGUGUAUGGGAUGGAAAACGAAGCACCUGGAGUGAUAACAAUCAGGCCAAAAACGUUCCUGGAAAUGUGUCCCGCCUUAGUAUAUCAGCUAGAUCAACGGUCUUGUUACAAAACAGAAGCACCUGCACCAAAAUUGGACAAGUUUUGGACUUGGAUAUAUGCCACAUUAAGUAUAUUAGUCAUAAGUGCAACGGGGCUUCUCGGAGUAGCAAUAGUGCCAUUACUAAAGUCGGUGAUAUUCAGCCACGUUCUGCACUUCCUGGUGGCUGUAGCUGUCGGUACUCUGUGCGGAGACGCGCUCCUGCAUCUACUGCCGCAUGCACUGAAAUCACACGGCCCUCCCUCAGCCCCGCAGGAAGAAACCGAAGUUGUUUUAAAAUGCAGUGUUACCUUCCUUACGAUUUUACUUUUCUACAGUGUCGAAGCAAUAAUGCAAACAAUAAAUGGAGGUCACGCACAUUCUCACGAUUCGGGAAUAUCAGUCACCGACAUAAAAUCGGAUUCAGGAAAACAAAUAGAGCCAAUAGAACUCGGCGCAAUGAUGCCGGGUUCACCUCCGCCGCCGGUCGAUCGACCGAUGACGUCUACAGCGCUCAUGGUGAUUGUAGGAGACGGACUACACAAUUUGACAGAUGGGCUAGCAAUUGGAGCGGCCUUUAGCGGAGAUCCGGUAACUGGUUUCGCAACAGCAUUGGCCGUGUUUUGUCACGAGCUGCCUCAUGAGCUCGGAGAUUUCGCUGUGCUGUUACGCUCCGGAAUGAGUAUCAAGCGUGCACUUUAUUACAAUCUACUUUCUUCAGUGCUCAGUUUUAUGGGCAUGGCAGGUGGAAUCUGGCUUGCAGAAGAUCAUGAAUCUGCUUCCCAGUGGAUCUAUGCCGCAACAGCCGGAACAUUCUUUUACAUAGCACUUGCAGAUUUAGUGCCAGAAAUUAACGAGAACAACCAUGGCAAAAGUAUUAAUUUACUACUUGCAAUUUUGGGAAUACUCUCGGGUGGCAUUAUAAUGUUAAUGAUUGCUCUUCACGAAGAUUCAAUUCAAUAUCUUUUUAGAAAUGCAGAACAAUAAACCUUAGUCAAAUUAAAAACAAUGCUCGGUUAUGAAUACUUAUAUGACGUGACUUGACGUGUGCGUUAGUGAGACUACUGUGCGUUCACGAGAUGUUUUUCGUCAAAAGU
Molecule: messenger RNA, 2065 nt
Organism: Helicoverpa armigera (cotton bollworm)
Lineage: Eukaryota; Metazoa; Arthropoda; Insecta; Lepidoptera; Noctuidae
Gene: Zip71B
Product: zinc transporter ZIP10
Exons: 4
Coding region: 489-1955 (488 amino acids)
Biological process (GO): zinc ion import across plasma membrane; intracellular monoatomic cation homeostasis
Cellular component (GO): plasma membrane
Molecular function (GO): zinc ion transmembrane transporter activity; monoatomic cation:bicarbonate symporter activity
Source: RefSeq, a predicted model, not a curated record